Diachasma alloeum is the source of this 728-nucleotide messenger RNA. RefSeq lists its product as uncharacterized. The annotation marks the transcript as partial. The record is from RefSeq and is a predicted model, not a curated record. NCBI's taxonomy places the organism in Eukaryota, Metazoa, Arthropoda, Insecta, Hymenoptera, Braconidae. The transcript has 4 exons.
UGAUCCGGGUUCGAUCCCGGGCGUCGGCGGUCAGACAGCUUCAUAAAGUGACCAGAGAGCGAGAUUUGCUCAAAGAGGAAAAUGCAGAAUUGAAAAUUCGACUAGAAAAAAUGGAGGAGGAUAUUGAAGAAGGGGAACUCCGAAUGGAAUUAUCGGUUGGAGUGUUGAAGAGCACUGUGGAAGAGGUUGUGGGAUCAACUCCAAAAAAACAGAAGCUGAUCACUCUCGACAAGGAAACAAAACUGGUCCACCUGCCGCACGAUAAAACCGUCACUGCUGGCCAGUACGAAACCUUGCUGGACCAGAAAACGUUCCGCAAGAGAGUAAACAAACUCGUCGAGCUCUACUGGCCAGAUAAGCUAAAGAGGGACAAUCUGUACUUUGAGAUAACAGACAAGAAAGCUCAACAGAAUCCAGCAGCGGAGUUGAUAACUGAUGAGGACUUGAUGAUCCUGAGAGAUCUUCUGGAAGCACUACAGGCUUCUCACUGUUUGCCUGCUCUGGACGACAAGGGAGUAGAAAUACCGUGGGAAUUUGCCUACAAAUGGUUCAUUGGUGCGAAACUCACGUCGGACAGGAACGUACGGAAGCGAUCCAACCGAAAACAGCCAGAGCAGGCAAAGGGGGCAGUUGGGGACGGGGAUAGGACUGCAAGCAAGUCCACCACGUUGAAGAGAAGACAUGUCGAUGAUCAAUGCCUCCAAAAAAAAAAAAAGAAAGGCAAAUAG